AUGGUUGCGUGGGAGGAGUACAGCUAGCUCACGUGCUACUUUCUUGUCAGCACUCAGCACUAAAAAAAGUAAAAAAAAACAGUAUAUAUCUUUUCCAGGCAAGGUCAUGUCAUCUGUCACUUUAAAUACUGGUGCUAGCAUUCCGGCAUUUGGACUGGGUACAUGGCAGUCACCUAAAGGAGCAGUGGGGAAAGCAGUAGAGAUAGCCAUAAGAGCUGGCUAUCGUCACAUUGAUUGUGCUCACCUCUAUGAGAACGAAGACGAGGUUGGUGAGGUUCUUCAGAAGCUCUUUAAGGAAGGAGUUGUAAAGAGGGAAGAUCUCUAUAUUACGUCUAAACUUUCGUGUUUUCUCAUGUCAAACAAAGAGGAUGUGACAGAGUCUUUGACAGAUACUCUCACUAAGCUACAGUUGGACUAUCUUGAUUUAUAUUUGAUCCAUUGUCCAUUUGCUGCCAAGAAGGGAACACCCUUUAUGAAACUUCAAGAGGGCAUCAUUGGUUAUUUUCCUGAUAUGAUUGCUAGUGUGUGGGAGACCAUGGAAGGGUUUGUUGCAAAAGGAUUAACAAAGGCUAUUGGCAUUUCAAACUUUUCAAUUACCAAAACAGAGAAUUUGUUGAAGACAGCAAAAAUUGUACCAGCAGUAAAUCAGGUGGAGUGUCAUGCUUACCUACAGCAGACUAAACUUCAGCAAUACUGCAAGUCCAAAGGGAUUGCUUUUGAGGCAUAUUCCCCUCUUGGUUCUCCUGCUCGGUUUAAUGUUCAACCUGGGGAUCCUGUUGUCAUGGAGGAUCCAGCUGUCAAAGAGAUUGCAUCAAAGCAUGGAGCAUCACCUGCUCAAGUGUGCAUAGCCUUUUUGCUUCAAUCGGGUUUGGUUGUUAUACCAAAGUCAGUGACUGAGUCACGUAUUAUUGAGAACCUUAAAGCCACAGAACUAGUGCUGACUGAUGAGGAAAUGAAGAGUCUGAGAGCUAUUGACAAGAACUGCCGUCUCCUAAGCUUCCAAUGGUUUGCACCAGAUAAGACCGUGGAUCAGAUUUGGGACGCAUCAGAAGAUGAAGCUUUUGUUUUGCAAUAACUUAGUCAAUAAACAUUUUAGUAGAUGUAGACUCAUGCAGUAGUAGAUCUAGUCUAGCUAGCUAUAUUUUUUUCUGAAUUCCAAAUCAGCCCCUCCCAUUAAA
Messenger RNA from Amphimedon queenslandica, 1178 nucleotides. RefSeq names its product aldose reductase-like. Gene Ontology annotation, molecular function: oxidoreductase activity. The transcript is spliced from 9 exons. The record is from RefSeq and is a predicted model, not a curated record. NCBI's taxonomy places the organism in Eukaryota, Metazoa, Porifera, Demospongiae, Haplosclerida, Niphatidae. Bases 107 to 1075 code for a protein of 322 amino acids.